GCAAGUCACCAAAGUUCGAAGAGCAACAGAAACGACUACAUUAAAAAAAAAACAAAAAGAUAAAAAAGGCGGAAAAAACAAUUAGAUAGAAAAAUUCUCUUAUGUGCCACUUCGACGGAAUAAAGCAAAAAUGAGGAUUCGUUCUUACAUUUAUGCUUUGGCGACCGCGCUAUGUAUCAAUUCGAUAUUUGCUUAUAGAAGAUUAAAAGAUAUUAAUAACUUGCACAUUUUAUCGCAGGGCUUCAAUGAGAUAAAACCGACCAACUUCCACCAAAUUCGAUCGAGGGCUAAGUCUGCCGCGCCGGACCAGCUGAACAUUGACAUAGGCGAUUGGACCAUUUACAUAACGCACAAAACACCGUACUACAACACGGAGAAAAUUAAAACCAUCUUAAUUUACUCCAUGACCUACCCGUUUAAGGAGUUGGAAGAGUUUAAAGAAUAUCUUUUUGAGGAUUAGCACCACGUGGAUGGCUCGAAAAAUGGUAGAAUGGAGGCCAUUCUAGAGCAAAAAGUAAAACGCUUGGGGAGUCUACCCCUGCACAAUUAUGCGAAGAAACAACUGGUGGGUGAUGCACAAAUCACGAAAUUGCUUUUUGGACAGAACGCGAAAAGGAGAAAGGAAUAAGCUGCGGAGAAGCAGCUCAACUUACGAAUUCAGCAAAAUGGGGGAAUAAGCGGUCCCCAUUUAAUACAGCGCUUGAAACGCGCCACGUGUGAUUGAAGAGGCCGCUCUACCGUUCUGCAUCCCUUGCGCAUCCGCAACAGCAGAGUGUACACACAUAUAUAUAUACGUAGCAUACACUUCUACACACCUACACGUAUACACAUAUAAAAAACGACCGUGCGUUUCGCCAUUCAUUUCACCUUUAUGUGAUUGCAAAAAUGGUACUCUACACGACAGCGUGUUAGAAAUUACGUGUGUU
This is a messenger RNA of Plasmodium cynomolgi strain B, 926 nucleotides long. RefSeq lists its product as hypothetical. The coding region runs from base 131 to 460 and encodes 109 amino acids. The record is from RefSeq and is a predicted model, not a curated record. The transcript is spliced from 4 exons. Lineage: Eukaryota; Apicomplexa; Aconoidasida; Haemosporida; Plasmodiidae.